UCACUGAAGGAGACCAUGAGAAGAAACUUCACCUCAGUGACGUUUAUUCUUUUUGGACUGACCAAUCGCCUAGAAUUGCAGAUUCUCCUCUUCCUGCUGAUUCCGGUCAUUUACAUGGUCACCGUGGCAGGGAAUCUGGUGAUGAUUGUACUCAUCCAGGUCAAUGCCAGUCUCCACACACCCAUGUACUUUUUCCUGAGCCUCUUAUCCUUUGUGGACCUGUGCUUCUCCUCCAACAUAACCCCGAAGAUGCUAGCGCUUUUCUGGUCAGAGAAGAAAACCAUUUCCUGCCCUGCUUGUCUGGCGCAGUGUUACCUUUAUAUUGCUUUGGUUCACGUGGAGCUCUAUAUUCUGGCUGUGAUGGCCUUUGAUCGAUACAUGGCCAUCUGCAACCCUCUGAUUUAUGGCGUCAACAUGUCCAAGAGUGUGUGCGUGGCCCUCAUCAUGGUGCCUUACACGUAUGGAGCCCUCAUUGGGCUGAAGGAGACCAUGUGGACCUACGGAUUAGUCUUCUGUGGCCCCAAUGAAAUUAAUCACUUCUACUGCACUGACCCACCACUGCUUAAACUGGCUUGUUCGGACACCAAGAUAAAAGAAACCUCAAUGUUGGUUUGUGCUGGAAGUAACCUUACCUUUUCCCUCCUCGUCAUCCUGGUUUCUUACCUUUAUAUUUUUUCUGCUAUCCUGAGGAUGCAUUCCACAGAAGGCAGGCGCAAAGUGUUCUCUACCUGUGGCUCCCAUCAGACAGCUGUCACCUAGUUCUAUGAAACUCUCUUCAUCAUAUAUCUUAGACCCCCCUCAAAGGAAUCUGUGGAACAAGGGAAAAAAGUUGCAGUAUUUUAUACUACAGUAAUUCCCAUGUUGAACCCCAUGAUUUAUAGCCUUAGAAAUAAAGAUGUGAAAGAAGCAUUAACCAGAGAGCUGUUCAGGAAAAAAUUAUUUCCCUAA
Messenger RNA from Pipistrellus kuhlii (Kuhl's pipistrelle), 948 nucleotides. RefSeq names its product olfactory receptor 5M8-like. Gene Ontology annotation, biological process: G protein-coupled receptor signaling pathway; sensory perception of smell. Gene Ontology annotation, molecular function: G protein-coupled receptor activity; olfactory receptor activity; odorant binding. Gene Ontology annotation, cellular component: membrane. NCBI's taxonomy places the organism in Eukaryota, Metazoa, Chordata, Mammalia, Chiroptera, Vespertilionidae. The record is from RefSeq and is a predicted model, not a curated record.